Caenorhabditis angaria is the source of this 612-nucleotide messenger RNA. The record is from the annotation of a GenBank genome assembly. NCBI's taxonomy places the organism in Eukaryota, Metazoa, Nematoda, Chromadorea, Rhabditida, Rhabditidae.
AUGAUCCACAUCGAAAAUGCCAAACACUUCGACCAAAUUUUUGAUGCCAAAAAACCCACAAAACCAAUUUUCGCCUAUUUCAAAGCGGAAUGGUGAGUUUUAAAUUUUUUUCAAUUUUCAAAAAAUUUUUAAUUUUGAAGGUCCAACCCAUGUCAACGAAUCUCACCAAAAAUCGCAGAAUUCGCCGAGAAAUAUGCGAGAUAUUUCCAAUUUUUGGAAAUUGAUGUAGAUCAAAAUGAGGGUGAGGGUGAUCAAAAAUUGGGUUUUGACGCCACAAAAACUUUUUUUUAAUGUUUUUUUUCAGGAAUCACUGAACGUUUCGAUGUGUAUUGUACUCCAACAUUUUUGCUCCUUCAAAAUGGGUAAUUUUUUUGAAACUUUUUUUAUAUUAAUUUUUUUUGCAGGCGAGUUAUCAAAACUCUGACUGGAACUAAUCAAGAAGAAAUCGAGAAAAUGUUGGAUAUUGCGAAACUUCAAUCAAAAAUUCUAAAGCCAAUCGUCUCUCAAUAUGUUUCUGACCGAAAUUCAUUUGUCUUUGAUCGAAAUCGUUUAAUUAGUAUGAUAAGUUUCGGUUCUCGGAAAGAUUACAAAGUUUCGCGAAGUCCAAUGUAA